AUGGUUCUUUUUAAUUUCAAGUCAGACAAGCAUUUUGUUACCUCUUUCGACAAAACCACCCUCAGAGUUUGUGAGUUGAGCGAUCCGACUAUUCACCCUUGUCUUAUUCGAAAGACUCAUUGGAGAGAAGCUGGCAGUAUCAUUGUUGACAGUGAUGAUGAUAGAGACGUGGAUGACUUGGCGGAAGAGCAGUACUACGACGGGCUGUUGUUUUUCGAUGGUCAUGGGAAGAUCGACGGACGGGAAGCCCUGACCAAGCUAGCCCAACACCUCACUCGAUUGGGUUUGAUGGUGAGCCCUGGAGGGUAUUGCUUUCAAGACGUGACCGAGCUCCGCGAGCAUAAAGAGUUUGGAAUUCACUAUCUCCGAUUGAAUGAUCUCUUCAACUGGUCGCAUCACGGUGUCGACAUGUCGAGGAUCACCAUGUGGCGGCGCUUGGAGUUGAAAUACGGUGUGCCAAAGCAUAAGAAAAUACCCAAGUCGCCGUCGAUGGUAGGCGGGGCGAUCAUCAGUAAGGAGAAGUACGAGGAGUUGAAAAGGAUGUUGAACGAGAAGAAGGAGGAGCUGAAGAAGGUAACCACGGAAAUGGAUGACGAGAUACAGAAACUGAGGUAG
Molecule: messenger RNA, 615 nt
Organism: Linum trigynum
Lineage: Eukaryota; Viridiplantae; Streptophyta; Magnoliopsida; Malpighiales; Linaceae
Source: the annotation of a GenBank genome assembly